Molecule: messenger RNA, 1277 nt
Organism: Lycium barbarum (goji berry)
Lineage: Eukaryota; Viridiplantae; Streptophyta; Magnoliopsida; Solanales; Solanaceae
Product: protein MKS1-like
Exons: 1
Coding region: 123-821 (232 amino acids)
Cellular component (GO): nucleus
Source: RefSeq, a predicted model, not a curated record
AUAAAUGCCUUGAGAAAAUAACACGUUUUUCUUCCUCUUAACCAUCUCCUCCUCCGCCAUUGCCUCUAGCUUUAUCAUCUUUUUAUUUUCUUUCAAUAACCGACUCUUCAAUUUUUUUCCCGAUGGACCAACCGGAACAUGACUCUGUUGCAAAGUCGCCUAAAAGAGAACUACAGGGUCCCCGGCCAGCACCUCUUAGAGUACGUAAAGAAUCACACAAGAUCAAAAAACCACCGGUGGUUCCACAUCAGCAACACCAUCAGUUGCCACGUCACCACCAAGCUCCACCACGACCGCCAGUUAUAAUAUACACUGUGUCCCCCAAGGUGAUUCAUGCAAACCCUAGUGAGUUCAUGACUUUAGUCCAACGACUCACUGGACCAAAUUCCUCAUCGUCCUCAUUUUCCUCGUCGUCCUCCUCAGUCCCUUUUCAAGAAAAUAUGAAUAUUGGCGCCAUAUCUCCGGCUGCUAGGUUUGCUUCAAUAGAGAAAACAAGACCCCCAGAGGAGGAAAAAUCACAAGUAUGUGACAUGGAAAUAGUUGAUGAAGGGAUAGAAAUAGAUAGAGAAGCUGAAAGAAGUGGAAUUCUUCCUCCAGGUAUUUUAUCACCAAAUCCAGCUUCUCUUCAACCUAUACCAUCAAAUUUCUUCUCACCUCCGUCAGCUGGAUUUUUUCAUGAUUUAAGCCCUGUAUUACACAAUAACAGGAAUUAUUUGGAACCUAGUUUCUUGCCAAGCCCUUUAAAUUUUAUUUCACCUAGAAUAAUACUAUCUCCAUGUACUCCAUCUUUUGACCUUUUCAAUAACCUCUUUGACCGUUAACACUACAGAGAAAGAAACAUAGAAGAACGACUUCCUGUUUGGGUUUUAAUUCUUCAAUGCAAGCUAGGAUGGACAGAGACAGAUUCGGGAUUUGAAUUAUAAGGUUUUGUCUGAGUUCAAGAUUCUAUCAUAGUCUAUUUUGAUUUACUGGGCUCGAAAUUUAUUAAUGUUAUGGUUAUUUAGAGAUUUUUUUAAUACAUAGUACAAGAUGUGAGUCAAUAUUCUUGAGUUCAUAUAUGAACCGAUAAUAUUAACAUUACAUCAGCUCCGGGUAGGAAGUUCUUUACUUUUUUUUUUCCCCUCAUUUGAAUUGAAAAUGAUGGGCCAUUUUGAUGAGGGUCAAAUAUAGGAUUUCUAUUUUUCCUUUGUGAUACACAUACCACGUUAGCAUAUUACUUUGUAACAUACUUUAAAUUGGCUUGAAAUUUAUCAACACAUCGUCCAUAAUCAAUUGAA